Molecule: messenger RNA, 3907 nt
Organism: Spodoptera litura
Lineage: Eukaryota; Metazoa; Arthropoda; Insecta; Lepidoptera; Noctuidae
Source: RefSeq, a predicted model, not a curated record
GUCACAAUAACUGUCAAUUGAUGUAUUUUCAUUCAUCACAAUCAUCUGCAAUGCUGUAAAUUGUGAAAUGAAUACCGUCGAAAACCAUUAUUUUAAUUUUAUUUCUGUUCUUAAAUAAUUGGAUGCCGGGUGAAUAAAUGAAGACGUCUCCUCGAAACGCUGCAGGGAACACCACAAUGAGGAAAUAUUAUCAACUUAUUCUCGUCAUAGUAUGCUUUAUGAGCAUCAUUACUUUGCUCAUAUACCGCCAUGAGUAUUACAGGCUGAGGUACGUGCUCGAAGUGUUGAAUUUCUUUGGCAAACCGGGCCUUUCUGAGAUCGAAUUCUGCGGCCCAGGUUUUAACGCGACUAUGUUAUCUGAGAUCCUUCGAAAUUCAUCGCUAGAAAUCCGCGAAACUCCGCCUCUCUUUCAGCAGAUUGAUGAGAAUUUCUAUUCUUAUUCAUCUUUCUUGAGAUCUUAUCAGAAAUAUGAAAAAUUGACGCCAAUGCAUCCUCACAACAUUGACACUAUUGUGAUCGGCAAGGCGCACGUCCCACCUAAUUUCCGAUGCAACAUUUGGCUAGAGAACACAGACAAACCUAAAGCAGGCAGGUUUAACUACAAAAUUGUGUCUGAACCUAUCAAUGAUUUCCGCUUAUACAUCUUCCAAUGUUCACUGAACAAGAACUUGGGAAAGCCCAAAGGAAUCAGCUUCUACAGCAAUGAUUAUAAUAUAAACCCAAUACAUGCACCAAUAAACAGAGUUAUUGAGGUGAACACUAAGAGAAAACCUAGGGAGAGAAGUAAUAUUAAGUUUGUGAAUAACAUUGAACCAGCUAUUUGUAUCAUACCAAACCAAGUGCCAUUGGUAUCAAGAGAUUCUUUCAUAGAGUUUUUAGUCUUCCACCAUAUGGUGGGAGUGAACUACUUUACAAUAUAUGACAGUAUGAUAUCCGAAGAUAUAAUUAGAAGACUGAACCUACUGCCACCUGACAUCACUCAGUGGAACAUACAAUUCUUCCCUCUUAACUAUCCAUUUGUAUUUGCUAAGUCAUACAACAUUGUAAGGAAUGCUAUAGAGCUUGAUUGUCUCUUCAGACACUUUAGAAUAGAUAAAGAAGAAACCGAGAAAGUAAGUCAUGCUAUGGUUAUGUCUUGGGAUGAGUUUUUAGUUCCUAGAGUCCAUAAUAAUGUGAAGGAAAUAUUCAGUGACUUUGAUCCUACUAGGAAAUUCAAAACUCUAGAAGUGACACCUCUGUUAUUCUGUUUGAACCAACCUGAUGAUGAUAGGACAGAAGAAGGGUUCCCAGAUCUAAUGAAGAAGACACAUUACUACAUCAUGUCGGAGCAAUUGAAGCCAGUGUAUGUGAGGAAUUUGGAUGCCAUGCCAACAUUUGAGGAUAUGUUUAGUUUUAACUCGAGUGUUAAAGUGUUACCAGUAGAAAUACUGGCAGCACAUAAGUAUACGGAGUGUAGGGAUCCAAAGGUGUACAAUCCGAGUGGAGGUGGGUACAAUGAGACUCAAAUGCAAGUGUUCCAGCACAAGUUUGAAGGAGCAAUGGUGAAAUUUGGACAGAGUUUAGUUAGCAAUAAGGUUUACAGGUUGUACAGGUCGGGAAAGAUUUGGGAGAAGUCUAGCAGUGAAUUUGUAAGAGAUAUGUUAUGAAUUGCAAAUAAGUGAUUAAAGUUUAUGUACUUGCACAGGACAAAAUAAUUUGAUGUGCUUUAGUUUUCACCUGACUCAUAUUCAACAAUAUUCUUCCUUAUAAUGUUAAUACUACCUAAUUGUAGCAAUGACAUCAUAUUGGUGGUGGUUUUAUUACCUGUUUUUGUGUGUACCUUGUUUUCUAUAGAAUGUUUAAAUUAACAUAUUGGAUCAAUGACACAAUAUGAAAAUUACAGAGUGAAUGCUAAAGAACAUCUUAUUAUUUUGAUCAUAAUGAAUCAAGAUUAAUAUCUUGAAAGCCAAGCAAAAUGUUUCCAUUUUAAGUAGAUCAAAAUGUUUAGAGCCGCGCUUAGUUUUGAAUAGUAGCUCAGCUAGCAAGGCUCGAGUCGAAUAUAAUGAAAGAAAACAAAAAAACAACCAGUAUUAUAACACCGGCCAUAAUAUUUUAAAACAUUUUUAUGCUUUCUUUCAAUUUUUUCGUUGACGUUGUACCAUGGGCUAGUGUGUUGUGGCUUCACGCACGACAAUGUAAAUUUUAUCUCUAAGAUACUAAGGUUGGUUUUCGCAUAAAAGUAACCUGUAGCAACCAACUCACAAGAUCCCUAUCUUGGAACAAAAUUCAUCGAAAUCGAUUCAGCGAUUUCGGCGUUUAAAACGUAACAAAGAUAAUCACUAUAGUUCGAAAUGCCGCAACAUACUCGCUCGUGAAUAAAAUUAUAUAUUUGAUGUAGGUAGUAUGUAGGUAUUUGAUGACCCAAUUUCUUUAUGAUAUUGUUAUGAUUUUUUAUGAUAAAUAAGAUAAUUUUUAUACAUAUAGAAUACUGUUUUAAGACGGUUCUUAAACUCGAAAUUAACUUGCAUUUUGAUUUAAACUUAUGUUUUAAUUUGUGUGGAUUAUUUCGAAUUACGAAUUAAUUUGAGCAUUUAGGUAUAGUAUGCAAAACUAAUUUACACUCUUUGUACCAACGUUAAAGUACAUUUUCGUGUUGUUUUCUCACUAUAUUAUUAUAAUACCUAAUAUUAUCUAUUAAAUAGUAUAGUAUCGUUAUAUAGAAUAUCGUUAAGAUGUGCCUUGAAUAUAGUGGUGGCUAGUUAGAUAGAACAUACCUACUCAAUUUUCGUCUCUAAAAAUAGCACAAUAAGACUGCUUUUUGAUCGCCAAAUACUGUACUUCCAUCAUUAAGUGAUUGAUUGGUUUGAUUGACAUUGAAGGACUUUGAAGCAAGAUUUUGUAUCGUAUUAUAAUAUUUCAUAUUCUAAUGUAUGUUCUUUGAAUCGGCAGCCAUUUCAUCGUGUGUUUUUGACGUAAUGUAACUAGUGAAAACCGAUGUCUGAAAUAUUUUAAAGAUAAUCUAAUUGUAAAUUCUUUAUUGUGUUAAAAUGUAUGUUAUUAAAAGUUUAUAUUUUUAUUUGAUGUGCAAUAAAGCUUUAGUUUUAACCUAAACAACUUUCCACAAAUAUAGAACUUAUUUGAAAUGACUGAAAUCGACAAUUCCUUGUAAAGGAAGAAGUAAAUACAAACAGAGAUUUUUAAACACAGUGUUCACAAUUUUGCUUUUUUUACCAUUUCUUAUCAAAAAGCAACAAUUUAUUAUAGUGUCAAUAAGGUACAUUUUCGAAUGAAUAGAGAUUCUAUAGUUAAUAAGGACGUAAUGUUAAUUGUUAAGACUCUUGUAAGGUCAGUCUCAAUUACUUACACGUCAAUAGAUUUGACUACUAGAGAGCGAAAUUUUACAUGUUUUUGUGGGUGGAAAUCAAGCUGGGGAGGCGUGAAGGAAUGUCUGACUCUUGCUGCCUAAAACCCACCCCGUUCCUACCCUGGCUCCGAGUCAGGGCCACUGUAUAUAACCAGUCUUGCUACCCUUACAGGCAUCGACUCUAGUGGGCCCUGUUGUUAUGGAAUUUUCACAUACCAAAAUUACAUCUAUAACUCUAGUAGUUAAAUCUACCAACGGAUAGGUUGUUGAGAAUGACCAAUAAUUAAACACUUUAAUAUAAGUAUGUAAAAAGAUUCCUUUAUCGUUGUGGAGUCGAAACACCCAGUUUUACAGUUUUCUAAUACAGUUUUGAAAUUACUGCGGACUAUAUUUCGGGAUAUUGCAUGUCGCAUCAUGCGUAACUUGUAACUUGUCACCCACAAGACGUCUUCUGCUGAGCAUAGACUUACUCGAAUGACUCCCAGAUAGACCAGAGGCCUUAGUACGAAUUUGUUUUACGUUAUUUACGUUAAAAGUAUUCGAAACGAGUACACGUUCGGAUUG